Messenger RNA from Fonticula alba, 808 nucleotides. RefSeq lists its product as hypothetical. Gene Ontology annotation, cellular component: spliceosomal tri-snRNP complex; U6 snRNP; P-body. Lineage: Eukaryota; Rotosphaerida; Fonticulaceae. The coding region runs from base 70 to 513 and encodes 147 amino acids. The transcript has 5 exons. Gene Ontology annotation, biological process: spliceosomal snRNP assembly; P-body assembly; nuclear-transcribed mRNA catabolic process. Gene Ontology annotation, molecular function: U6 snRNA binding. The record is from RefSeq and is a predicted model, not a curated record.
CCCCGCCGCUCCGGAUCUGCGCGCGCGCGCACCCUCAUUUUCCUCCCUUGAUCCACACAUCCAUCCAACAUGGUGCUCCCGACCGCCCUCAUCCAGGCCUGCGUCGGCCUGACUGUGUCCGUCGAGAUGAAGAACGGCCUGGUUUACAACGGUGUCCUGGUGGCCUCGGAUUCCUUCAUGAACAUCACCCUGCGCGACGUCAUCCUCACCACCCGGGAUGCCCGCUUCUUCAAGAUCCCCGAGCUCUACAUCCGCGGGAAUCAGUUCCGAACCGUCCGUGUUUCGGAUGAGGUCAUCGCUUCGAUCGAGGAGCAGAACGCCCGCCGCGCCCAGGCGCGCGAGGCGCGCGAGGCCUCCUCCGCCAUGGCCCCUCGCGACGGCGGCAACCAGACAGGCCGUCGCGAUGGCACCUCCAGCACAUACCGCUCUGGCGGCCGCGGCGGCGGUCGCGGCGGUGGCCGCGGCGGCGGUGCCGGUGGUCGCAACCGUCGGUCCGGCAACAGCUCCGAUUAAGCUACCACGGCCGCUGCGGUUGCUGCGGCCGUUGCUGCGGCCGUUGCUGCGGCCGUUGCUGCUGCGGCUGUUGCUGCUGCUCCCUCCCCCCUGCCCGGCGGCCUCGCCAUCCGUCCUUGUUGCGAUCCUGCGCUUGCCAGUCGCCAGCUUGUGGCUGGCGGCGCAGCGAGCGGCGUGCGUCCCUGCACGCACGCCCUCACGCUUUCCCCCGUCGGGGCGUCAGUUCGUCCUGCCUCUUUCCCCCCCCCCCUCCCCUCAACCUCUUCCCUUGUGUGCCCCUCCCCCCCCCCCCCUC